GCCACUGUGCAUGUGCUGCACAGACUUCAAAAAAAUGUCGAUGGUAAGGACUAAGGUGACUGAGAGGUCUGAUCUACGACGAGAUUGGUAAUGGUAGACUGGGUAUCUACACGCCGAACACGGUGCCUGUGUUGGCUAGCUCACGUAGUAGAUCUACGUUGUGUAGACCUACGCCUCAUACCACAUCCUUCGCCAACGACCGUCCGUAUACCAGGUAUACGCGUAGCUGCUAGUACGAGUACUAGCGAUCUACACCAGGAAAUCUCAAAAAUCGAAAUCUUCGAGUCGAGUAGGAGGAUCUCGUAGAUCUGCGUAGUCCACCCAACAGAAGUAUAAACAAAAGUUUUAAACCCUCAGGCUCAGGUCCCCUGCUACCCCUAGCCAAUACGUGCUGACAAGCGGGUGUGCGUGUGGCAAGCAGAACUGCCAGGCACAGGCAGAGGGAAAUCCUAGCGCUAGUUCUUCGCCUUGCUGCAUUGGUGUCUGUGUAUCGCAUUGGGAUUUAGCGUGCCAGUUGUUGAGACCAGUUCGGCUGCGAGCAGUGGCGCUUGCAAACGAAGCAGUAGGUGCUCGCUGGCUAGUCGCCUUUGAGUUUGGAGUACGAGUGUUGGAUCGCGGAGCUGGUACGUAGUCCAGCCGCUAGGCUGCAUCGUGGCAAUCGGGCAACCCGCUAGAUCUGCCGAGGAACUGGUGGACAGAGCGACGAAUAAACCGUCUCUCUCCGACUCGCAGGCACAACAUUGUGGGCCUGCGCAGGCCCUAUUGGACCGGCAUGGCGAACAACUCCGGGCAACACCAGCAGCAUCCAGGCUCGCGCAUGGACACGGGAGGGAUCACGUACGAGUAUGAGGAACCACCGACCGUGAUGGUGGCUGGCCAGCGGCUUGUCACCCCUGCCUCGGUGCACAACAGCGACGAAAUGGACGACACGGGUGACGUUGGCCGUGCCGCCGCUCGCGUGCAGUCCGACAUCUCGUCCGCGACGUCGACGCCACACGACACCGCUCAUGACGUCGCAAUGGACGUAACGACAUCAUCAUCGUCGGCAGUGGCGCACUCCUCGUCCACCGCGUACUCUCCGAGUCUACCCGCGUCCAGUGGUGGAUCAGUCCAGAGGCAGCCCCGGGGCGACGGGCGGCAGUCUGCGUCGAUGCCGUCCGACUUCAGACCGUCAUCUGGCGAUGGUGGUGAUAGGCGGGUGGCAGCGUCGGUCGGUGCGGGACCGUUGUCACUACCCGCAGCUCGUGAUCUUCCCUCGCGCAACCUGCCCUCGCCCAGCAAUCAGGACUAUCGGUCGCUGGGCUCGGCAUUGACUUUGUCCAGCCGACAGCAGCAGCGCUCUCCCGUGCAGUCCGGUCACGUACUGUCGACGGCAUCGAAAGACCCUCGUGCCGUCGGCACACCCCCGGACGGCGAGCACUCGUCCAUGGCGUCUCUUUCGCAGAAUAGCAGCGCGCAUGUCUCGUAUCAUAGUAGCACUGGUGUUACCGGUAGAGGUGGAGGGGGUCAUGGUGGUGGUGGUAUGGCUGCUGGAGGAGGUCAUGCGUCGGCUAGGACGUCCAGAGAACCAAUGUCCGCUAGUGCUGCUUCGCUGGCAGCUCCUCCGUCGUCGUCCUCGUCCUCGUCGUCGUCAUCUCUGUCAGCUGACAGGCGCCAGCACAGCUCCUCGAAUCACAGCGGAGUCAGACAGCCCGUCGCCGCAAAUCGAUCCUACUUACCAGCCACUGGUGGGUAUCCGGUGGAGCUGGCAGAGAAUGUCAACCACUUGAACAGCUACCUGUGCUCGCACUGCAAGUAUCUGCUGCGAGAUCCGAUACAGGCCAACUGCGGACACCGCUUCUGCUCCUCCUGCUACCAGCUCCUACUCAGUGAGCCUUCUCCCAAGUGUCCGGGAGCUGCGUGCACAGAGAUCCUGCUGCCAAGCGAUUUUCAUGACGUGCAUGCAGCGCGUGACAUCGGUGCAAUGCGUGUGCAUUGCGUGCACAAGCACAGCGGCUGUGAGUGGCAGGGCAAGGUGGAAGAUCUGGAGACACAUCUGUCAGCGUGUGCGCACACCAAGGAGAAAUGUCCCAACCCAGGCUGCACGGAGAUGCUCGGCAAGACCGAGAUGCUGCAGCACGCGCAGCAAGAGUGUCCGUUCAGAGUCAUACCGUGCGACUACUGUCACGAACGUAUCGCCAUCGGAAACCAACAGGUUCAUUUCAACGAGCAAUGCAUGAGUCUUCCGGUCAACUGUCAGUAUGAGUGUGGCAGUCGUAUUGGUCGACAUGAAAUUGAGGAUCACCUGAGGCGAUGCAAGAACGCACCGGCGCUGUGCAAGUACAAUCCGUACGGCUGUCAGUAUCCCAAGGCAACACGUCACGAGAUUUGUGUACACGAGGAGAGGGAUGCCCACAUGCACUUGGACAUCAUGUGGAGGCAGAUGAAUGACAUGGAGCAUGUGGUUAACCAGCUAGUUGACGCCGUCAAAGCCUUACAGCAGAACACGUCGAAGGAGAUGAUACGACGCGAGUGCAUGGCGUGCUGUGAGAGCUUUUCCGACGUCAUUGCACCGCGGGGCAGAGACAGCAGCGGCGGCGGUGGUGGCGUGCCGAGUGCAGCAGCGUCGGCUGUGGUCAUUCAGGACGUGGACAGUCGCUUGACGUUUGUCGAAGAGCUAGUGCGCGUGCACUCAGGCGACAUGCAGAAACUGAACAGUGAUCUUCAGGCGUGUUCACGUGCAUCUCAGUCCGGCAGCGCCACGUCAUUAACCACCAUUACAAAGACACUGGAGAACCUGGAAGUCUCUGUACUGAAGCAAGGUGAGAGCAUGGCCGACCUCAGCCUGCGUCUGGACAUCAUGGACGUCAAGGAGACCGACGGCGUGCUGGUGUGGAAGAUCACGGACCUGCGACGACGCAUACAGGAGGCGCGGAACAAGAAGACGCCGUCCAUCUACAGCGCACCGUUCUACACAUCCAGCGCGGGCUACAAGAUGUGCUGUCGGGUGUACCUGGAUGGCGACGGGAUUGGCCGCAACACGCACAUCAGCGUCUUCUUCGUCCUGAUGCAGGGAGAGUUUGACAACCUGCUCGUCUGGCCGUUUCCGUUCAAGGUCACGCUGUCAUUGCUCAGCCAAAACGAGAGUGAGCCGCAGAAGGAGAGGUCUCAUUUCGAGGAGUCGUUUCGCCCGGGACAGAACAGCGCCGCGUUCCAGAAGCCAACCACCAAUAUGAACACAGGUACCGGCUGCCCGAAGUUUGCCCCUCGUGAGAUCCUGAACCAGGGCAGUUCGUACGUGCGCGACGAUAGCAUCUUCAUCAAGGUGGCCGUCAGUCAUCCCAAAGACACUUACCUUGCACCCGACAAGAAACCACCUUGCUGAUGAUGGGCACAUAUGCUACUAGUAACAACAACUCACAGUUUCCAAGGUGAUGUUGCCAUGGCUACAUUGCAAACGUCAAGGCUGCCUGUGGCCAUAAACAUCGUGACGAUGUGCUGGAAUAGUUUACGUUCUUUUUUCCAAAUUUAGCCUCCCAUGAUCCUUUUAGCCGAGUGUCGACAUUGACUUGACCAAUUCAAUAAUCUUUCUGCUGAUCUGCUGCAUGCUGACCCUGGGGACCAGGUUGUUUUUAGUUUUUUGAUAAAAAUAAUAUUAUUGAUGAUGCAGAACUCCAGCCUGUGUAGCAUGCCCGCGGCUGUACGUGGAGCCAAGUGGACGACCUUGCUGGACGCGCUACUCAAGCUCCACCUGCCCGUGUAGCAUGCAUGCUCAAGCUGUGCUCACUGAUACGGAAUCCAGCCCGUUCUACAGCGUUAUGUGACCAGAAUAAUAUACCUGGCCUCCUCUAUCGUUAAGCACAGAGUAGUAAACUAUCUACUCACUGUCGUAAAGUGUAGAUUUUUCAUGCAUACGCAUACAGCUACGUGCCUAGCCAAGCAUAGUAUAGAUCAUAACAAGAGUAUGCAACUGUGAUCUCUUUUCUAUGGGCCAGAUACGCAGUGCGCUGCCUUCAUUACAUCAUUCAGCUGCAGUCCGCGCACAGCGGAAAAUCAAACACCGCACUUUCCCUCCAGUUUGAAAUGAACUUUCGUACGGAACUGGAGUUCACGCGCCAGAAUUCAGAGAUUGUGUAGGUACUGGAACGAAUCGAGCAAAAACGGAUGGGCUCGUGUGAGAAAUUGAGAGUUUGAAUGCAUGCUUUCAGAGCAUGAUAAAGGCAAGUUACGUAAUGAAGGCAGCGCGCCGCGCACUGACCCAUAACCACAGUUGCAUACUCUUGUUUAUGCACUCUUGAUCAUAAUUAUUGCCAUUUUUAGACUGGGUUUUGAAAUGGGGAACUAUUGCUGAUUUUCAAAUCACAUACUGCACUUAUUAUUAUGGAAUGGAGUGGAGCUCCAAAUUAUUGUCACAUUGGAACAGCAAGAGUCGGCAAUGGUGAACUGAG
This is a messenger RNA of Sycon ciliatum, 4427 nucleotides long. Its product is annotated as TNF receptor-associated factor 2-like. Gene Ontology annotation, biological process: protein K63-linked ubiquitination; tumor necrosis factor-mediated signaling pathway. The record is from RefSeq and is a predicted model, not a curated record. Gene Ontology annotation, molecular function: zinc ion binding; protein binding. The transcript is spliced from 14 exons. The coding region runs from base 773 to 3364 and encodes 863 amino acids. NCBI's taxonomy places the organism in Eukaryota, Metazoa, Porifera, Calcarea, Leucosolenida, Sycettidae.